Frankliniella occidentalis (western flower thrips) is the source of this 845-nucleotide messenger RNA. RefSeq lists its product as uncharacterized. NCBI's taxonomy places the organism in Eukaryota, Metazoa, Arthropoda, Insecta, Thysanoptera, Thripidae. The coding region runs from base 543 to 845 and encodes 100 amino acids. The transcript has 4 exons. The record is from RefSeq and is a predicted model, not a curated record.
AUGCGGAAGCCAUGCCCGGGCCCCAUGCGCGAUGGCUCUACCUCGGUCUAGUGUGAAUCUCGCAUCUGAUGCGGGAUUCACGCGUACCGGCUGCCCACACCUUGUAAAUACCCCAUGCUUCGUACGAGCAUCUGCAACGCUCGACACUAGCGCAGCCUACGGCCAUGCCAAGCAUUCCUCGGCUGGCCUAGCUGGCUGGCUGCCUGGCUGCCGGCUGCUGGUCCAGACUCGUCACUCGCACUCGCUCCGGUCCGCACGUCAAAGUCGUCGAGUGUGGAGACUGGUCUUUGCCGUAUUUCGCUGUUUUGAUCCGCGGUUUGAUUAACCUGUCGACUUGACCACUUUAUUUGAAGUCGACGGAGAUUUUCUGGACCACUUGGUACCUGACAUUAACCUAAGAUGGAGUUUUGUUUGCCAGCGUAAAUCGCACAACCAGAAAAUUACAUCUAAAAAGGCCUCCCCAUCCCCGCCGAGCACCGACGGCACCAACAACCACCAUUAACUCUCGACCCGGCUCUUCGCUUUCAUGUUCAUCAGUAUUCAUGUCCCAGGACAUUUCCAACGAGUCAGCGUCGUCCAUCGACUUCCAGUUCUCUCCUCCCGGUUCUUUCACCGAGCUUGUUGAGGAGAACAUUGUUGUGCCACGUAAAAGAGAAAGGGGCCAGGAGCCGAAGCAACAUCUCAGCAGUGCCAAGAGGCAGCUUGUGGAUGUUGAUUCUUACAUUCAGACUGCAACAAUUGUUUCCCAAAACCUGACCGACGUUUCUAGCAUUGUGAGUGCAGAAAGUGGGUAUUUAAUCUGUCUUAUAUUAUUAUACGGAUGCUUGACUAUAACCUUUCUUUAA